AUGGCUCUACCGGCCGUCUGCCCUGCACCGCGAUCGAACGAGGAACUGGGACAGAGCGCACCCACCGCCUCCGGCGCUCGGGCAGGGCGCGCCCCCAGCCCCCAGCCUUCGCUCCAGGACCUCAGGGCUCUCCUCGUCGUCGUCUUGGUGCUGUCGGUCACAGCUGCCUCAGGCAUGCCCACAGAGCAGGGACGAUUUUACCAGCAAAUCGCUGCCCCAGAGGCAGGGAGUCGCAGCCCCUGGGAGUGUCCAGCAGGGUUCCAUGUGGAGGAAGCCAGUGGAGAGUGUGUCCGGUGCACAGACGGAGUGGAUUACACCAGUGUUUCCAACAGCCUCUCUUCUUGCUUACGCUGCACGGUUUGCAAAUCAGGCGAAGAGGAGAAGACCCCUUGCACAGCAACUGCGGACACACGGUGUGAGUGCAAGCCUGGAACUUUCCGUGACGAAAACUCCCCCGAGUUCUGCCAGAAGUGCCGCACCAGGUGCCCUGAUGGGAUGGUCAUGGCCACGCCGUGUACCCCCUCGAGUGACCUCAAGUGUGUGCCUCAAGAGUCAGGUACCCGGGCCAGUGGGGAGGCCCUGGAUCCUGGAGAGCCAGUGACCACGAACCUGCAACCGCCCACCGCAUCCUGUCCCUCCUCAGGGAAUUCAGAACUGGUGUUCGCAAUUGCAAUUUUUUCUUUAGCUGUCGUUUUUGUGGUGGUGGUGGUGAUCGCAUGCUGGCUCUGCAAGUACAAAGUUCAAGGUUGUGGACUGCACCGCAAAUUCAUGGACAAGGUCCUUUUCUGGCGACCACAUCCCUCAAGAGGGCCGGAGGCUCUGGACAAUGCCCGCAACGACACCCUGGUCAAUAGAGACUGCCUGUCCUCUCCAGUCUCUGAUCAGGAGGUAGAAGACCCUGAGCAGGUGGAGCCAACGGGAGUACAGUCCUCAGGGGAAGCAGACCAUCUACUGGAACCGGCAGCAGCUGAAGGGUCUCGGGUGCGCAGAGGGCCACUGGUUCCUGCAGACGGUGAAGACCCCACAGAAUGCUUGAGGCAGUUCUUUGAUGACUUUUCCACCAUCGUGCCUUAUGAUGCCUGGGACAAACUCAUGAGAAAGAUGGGCCUCACCCAAAAUGAGAUCCGUCAGAGCAGAGAUCGCGCCCAGAACACCGGGGAUGCCUUGUAUGAGAUGCUGGAGACCUGGGUCCGCCGCAAAGGGCGGGAGGCCUCAGUCAACGACCUCCUCGAUGCCUUAGCAGCACUGGGGCAGAGACACGCAAAGGAGAAAAUUGAGGACAUGCUGGUGGGCUCCGGAAAGUUCGUCUUCAAAGAAGGUGAAGCUGGUGCUGCUGUGUCCUGAGUGUUUGAGGACCUCAUCUUCCAGUUCUGGACUCGUUUUUUAUCCAAAUGGACUUGCACUUUUUACUCUCACGUAUUACAAUAGAAUCUAUUUUUGUUGGGAA
Phacochoerus africanus (Common warthog) is the source of this 1447-nucleotide messenger RNA. Its product is annotated as tumor necrosis factor receptor superfamily member 10B-like. The coding region runs from base 1 to 1344 and encodes 447 amino acids. NCBI's taxonomy places the organism in Eukaryota, Metazoa, Chordata, Mammalia, Artiodactyla, Suidae. The transcript is spliced from 9 exons. Gene Ontology annotation, molecular function: TRAIL binding. The record is from RefSeq and is a predicted model, not a curated record. Gene Ontology annotation, cellular component: plasma membrane; cell surface. Gene Ontology annotation, biological process: positive regulation of apoptotic process; TRAIL-activated apoptotic signaling pathway.